AUGGUGCGCAAGCUCGCCUACCACGAGCGCAAACUCCUGCGCAAAGUAGACUUUCUCACCUACAAAUCUGACGGCCCUGACCAUCGCUCCGCCUCCGUUCGCCGUCGCUAUCACCUCACCGACCCUCUGGACUACUCCAAGUACAAUGCUCUGUGUGGAUCUUUGCGCCAGUUGGCGCAUAAGCUUGCCGACCUCGACCCAUCAGAUCCCUACCGCCUAGAGACAGAAGUGGCGCUGCUUGAAAAACUCCACCAAAUGGGUAUCAUCAAGCAGUCAAGAUCUCAAGGGGCAGGGCUGAGCGCUGUUGAGAAGGAGGUUACCGUGUCGAGUUUCUGCAGGCGACGGCUGGGUAUCCUGAUGGUUCGGAUAGGUAUGGUAGAGUUGGUCAGUGCGGCUCACAAGUUCAUCGAGCAAGGCCAUGUGCGGGUGGGAACAGAAGUGGUGACGGAUCCGGCCUAUCUGGUCACUAGAGGAAUGGAAGAUUUCGUGACUUGGGUUGAUGGAAGCAAGAUCCGGCGAACAGUGGAGAGGUAUCAGGGUAGAGAAGACGAUUUCGAUUUGCUAUGA
Endocarpon pusillum Z07020 is the source of this 567-nucleotide messenger RNA. Its product is annotated as U3 small nucleolar ribonucleoprotein imp3. The record is from RefSeq and is a predicted model, not a curated record. The transcript has a single exon. Bases 1 to 567 code for a protein of 188 amino acids. Lineage: Eukaryota; Fungi; Ascomycota; Eurotiomycetes; Verrucariales; Verrucariaceae. Gene Ontology annotation, cellular component: Mpp10 complex; small-subunit processome; small ribosomal subunit. Gene Ontology annotation, biological process: rRNA processing. Gene Ontology annotation, molecular function: rRNA binding; structural constituent of ribosome; snoRNA binding.